UGUUUCGCCAUCUUCCUCCCCAAGUGACAGAGUGGAUCUUCUGUACGCCUUGGUUCCCACUCUCCUCGCACCCACCCCAGCACACGAAGUUGCUCCCCCCCCCUUUAAACUGCACUGCGAAGGACUGGCCUUCAAGCUGACCCUUUUCUUUUCCCUCCUGUCUAUUAUGCAGUACGACGAUUUACCCCAUUACGGUGGGAUCGAUGGAGUGGGGAUCCCGAGCACCAUGUACGGGGACCCCCAUGCCGCCAGAUCCAUGCAGCCCGUCCACCACAUGAAUCACGGUCCUCCGCUUCACUCCCAUCAAUACCCGCACACAGCUCACACCAACGCCAUGCCCCCAAGCAUGGGCUCCUCCGUCAAUGACGCUUUAAAGAGAGAUAAAGAUGCCAUUUAUGGACACCCCCUCUUCCCCCUCUUAGCACUGAUUUUUGAGAAAUGUGAAUUAGCGACAUGCACUCCCCGGGAACCCGGGGUGGCGGGCGGCGAUGUUUGCUCCUCAGAGUCUUUCAACGAAGACAUAGCAGUGUUUGCCAAACAGGUCAGAAAACAAGUCUCAAUGCAAAUCUCUUGCACUUUCCCUCCUGUACUGUUCCAAAUGUCUGGUGAUGACGAGAGUAAUAGCAGCAGCAGUAGCAGCAGCAGUAAUAGCACUAAUAAAGUGACAAGGCUAGAAUGCAUUGGAACUGUUAUCCCUUGUCACACACGCCCCCUCCCCGGAAUGGAUCGCAAGCCUCCGGCCUCAGGUUCCUCCCCACACUGACUUGGGGGCGAGCCUCGGAGGUUUUCUGCCCUCUGCCCGCCACCUUGCAAAGGAGCCUGCUUCAGGCUUUUGGACCAAGGCGCAGCUGACGCUCGAAAGCCUCUGCUUGGCGUGGCGAAAGUACUGCUGGCUUCAGCCCCCGAAAGUAUUCCCGGUGCCUUCGCUUCGCUUCCCUAAGCGGGUGCCUUCCUAAUCCAGCACUCGGGGGCUUUGCAUGAAAGAUUGCAGAAUGGACCCCACGGGUGCUGUGUUCGGGAAGAAUCCUAGCGAUGCGACCCCCUACCCACUCCCCCUUUUGCUUUUUUGGAACCUCUCGGUGCAGAGAAGGGAGCGAGACCCCUUUUCAUGCAAACCAGGAAAAGAAAGCAUAUUUCCCAGGGAUAUUGACAGACGUGAAGACGAGCUCACAUAGACAUCGCCUACUCCAAAACAGAAUAGAA
This is a messenger RNA of Podarcis raffonei (Aeolian wall lizard), 1203 nucleotides long. Its product is annotated as homeobox protein Meis1-like. Bases 167 to 763 code for a protein of 198 amino acids. The record is from RefSeq and is a predicted model, not a curated record. Lineage: Eukaryota; Metazoa; Chordata; Lepidosauria; Squamata; Lacertidae. The transcript is spliced from 2 exons.